Schistosoma bovis is the source of this 4153-nucleotide messenger RNA. The record is from the annotation of a GenBank genome assembly. Lineage: Eukaryota; Metazoa; Platyhelminthes; Trematoda; Strigeidida; Schistosomatidae.
CUGGGUCGCUCGUCACCAUAAACAGAUAUCAGCCUCAACGAUUAUUGCAUUUAACGGAACAGUAGAUUUUCAAGGGUGAAAAUGCUUAGAAGAUUAGUAGACACUAACUGACCUACCAUUACUGAAAACUGAGAGGAAAUAAAUUGGGCAUUGGAAGUGGCCUUUUCAAGUCGAUUGUUACGUCCGUAGAUUUAGUAGGUCAUUACUAAGAAUUGCACUAUCUGUCAUUGAUUAUUAAUUUGCCUUCUUCUACCAUUUGCUAGCAAUGAAUAGAGAAAAUGAAAGUAAAUGAUGGUCAAAUGUGAGAAACAGCUAUUUGCUUUAGAACAAUAAUGUUCAUUGUUGUGUACUCUGUUAAUUUAUUCACCACCAUAUCCAGAAGACUGACGCAUUACAAAUAAAAAAAGUGUUAGAUUAGUUUGGUAAUAUUAUGAACAUGUUGCGUAAAUCCUAUUUUGUCUUUGAAGGUUGUAGUUAAACAAGGAAAUCGGACGAUUUGCAUUUAAAAAGGUUAGCCAGGUAGAAAAAGAAGUAAAAAACAGUUAAAAGUACUACAUAAUUAGAUGAACCUCAUCGAAGUCUUGUCGUUAAGCUUUGUUGACGAAGUACAUGUAUACAGCAAGAGUCGGCGUAAACGUUUGAAAUGACAUGGUCUACAAAAUUUUAUGUAAAAAUAUUUUGCAUGGAAUGGAUAUCUUACAAUGAUAUUAUUUAUUAUUUAGGAAGCCAGCCAAUUAGUGAAAAUACACCGGAAUUAGUGAUUUGUACGUAAACGUACGAAGUAACUUAUGUCUGAAUUUUCUUUUAUUUCUGUCCCAUGCUUGUUUACUUUACUUCUUGCACUACAAGAUGACCUGGCUCUCAUGGUCAUUUGAUGAAUCGAUUUGAUAUCUUACUCGGACAACGAGUCACCUUGAAAUCUGGAAUACAUCACAUCUAACCAAUAAUGUUUGAUAUAAUUCUAACCUACUUCAAAUCAUUUUGCAAAAUCUGUGAUUGCCAAUACUCAGCUCGCUUUUUGUUCCAUCUAGAGUUAAAAUUAUUUCAAGUUAGUCUGUCAUUAUGUAAGCCGAAAUUAACUUUGCUGACUCACGAAGAUCAUUCUCAAUGAUCGGUGAUAUUCUUGUAUCCUUAAUCAUACUUAACAACUGUUGCAACCUACAUAUUGAUCACGGAAUUUUUGAUCUCCCAAUACAGCUUCCAAUGUACCUGGUUCUACAGGCGUCUGAGAUGGAAACUGUGAAGGCCGGGAAUCCACGUUUUAUAUACUUUCUCCUUGACUUUAAUGAAUGAGAUUUUAACGUAAGCCGUCAAAUUAUUUUUCUGAUUAGAUAAAUCUGCAAUGCCUGGCAUUGUUUUGUCAACAUUUUGUUUCAAGGCCUGAAACCUCCGAUCAUUAAAACGAUACAACCUGCUUGUGAUGACUAAACUUCAGUUUUCGAAAACCUGAUAUAUAUGAAUCUAUUAAAUGAAUAGAUUGCGAUUGUGAUAAGAUGCCCAAAGAUUAAGCCUAAUAUUCAUGUUUUAAUUGGUUGGGUAAUGAGUAACCUACACCUUAAAUAUUUGGCCGUGUUUAUUUUGUAUUCAUAUUCCGUAUCUAAGCGCAUCAUUUUAUCUCACGAAAAUCUAAUCUGGCUAAGGGUCUUUUAUUUUUAAUCAUUCGGAGGCCUUAGUCAUUAACAAGAUCUCAUGAGUAGCCACCACUAGGCCACAUCAUAUCAUUGUAUUCACCUAUCAAUCAAAAUUUCAUUCGUCAAUCUUAACAGUCUUAAAUUUCGUCCCAUUAAAUCACCAAACACUUGCGUAAUAGAUCUAUGUAAAACCCCUUCAAAAUGUUAAUUUAUGAGAAAUCUACAAAAGCACAUCGAACCUUCAACUCCUCGGAAGUGUACACAUCAACAUUGUGCUUCUUUUUGCUUCUCUGUCAAACGUCUUUGUUGUAUGCUAUCAUCAUUUUACCUUAUAAACUUUAUUGAAAGAUACGAUAGCACAACAUCUUUGGCAUUUUACCCGAGGAUAGUAUUAAAUCCAGCACUUGAACACACAGCUGACUGGAAGUUAUGUGAAAGGAUAUUUUAUCACAACUAACCACAACAGUUUAAAACCUUAGAUUUUUUCAAAAAGCAGUCAGCAUCGGGAUUAAUCCGACCCGUGAUUUCUCCUGACGUCACAUCCUCCUUGUAUAUAAAUAAUUCUUCGUUUAACAGUUAGUCGCUUGGGUAUUCGAGCACAUCUUUCCCGCCGAUGUCGUUGAUAAUAACAUGGAGUUUUGAUUGAUGCUGAAGGAAAAUGUAAUUGUGUUAUAAAACCUAAAACCAUUACAUAUGAUAACUGGAUAAAUUCGUUGAUAACUCUAACUUGUAAAAUGUGCUGCCAUGAUCUAAAAGUUUGAACCAAUAUGCAGACUUAUUAAACUUAGAACUAUUUCUAGCGGGAAACUUCUUGAUAAGUGAUAUCAUUGAAUGAGCAUAGACGUACGUUAGAAUGGGAUGAUAACCUCGUAGUAUUACGUUGGCAUUAAAAUAUACUUACAGUGUAUGUCCGUCGUAGAAAUCCACAUUUGUGGCUAACUGUUGAAUAUCUGAAGAUACGUAUACUUAUGGUGAUAGAAAACCAGGUUUCAAUGCGAUUCUGACGGAUGUUGUAAGUGAGUUACAAGCGAUGCUGAAAGUAGGCCUGAGUGUCUCAAAGUUUUAAAUGAAUCUUGGUGCUAAUUUGACGACUAUAGUUUGUAACACCCUCUUGUUCAAGUAUUAAGUAUGCCGUUGAACAUAAUUUAAUAGCAGGUUGUGAAUAGUGUUUAGUUUUAAACGAACUUUGCUCCAUCUACUUCUGUUUAGUAUCAUUAGCCUUUACUUAGAGUGUCUCAUAACCCCCAACUAUCUGGUGAGUGAGUUAACCUAAAAAGGUUGUUUUAGGCUCUCACCUCAGUACGCGCAUAACCUUUGGAAAUAGGAACUUACUAGUCAUCGGAAAUUUCAAGGAAAACUCCCAGACUAGUAGAAAUGGCGUGUCUUUUGUUGCAUUGCCCAAAUUUUCUAAUAUGACUCAUGCAAAGUUUCCAUAAAACUGGUCUAAUCUUUCUCAAAGUUGGGAUAGUGAGACUUUUUCUUCAAACGUCUACCUCUAGGGGAAGUGUCAAACAAUUUACAUCUCUGUGUACUUCGAGUAGUCUACUUUUCGCUUGAAGUUUGAUCUCAUUAUUUCCCUUUCUCUUAGAUUUAGGCCAAAUAGUUCAAUUUUCCUCUCCCUCAGAAACCAACUUUUCUUUGCAGUUAAAAUAAGUUAGAAGAAUGGUUUGUGUGAAAAUCCAUUUAUUUAAACAAAUUUUAAUAAGUUUACAAAAAUACUAAAAACGGUAAGGUAUUAGUGACAUUCCUAUUUUGCAACUGAAAAUUAUAGUUAUUCUCGAAUGCAAUCUAAAACAAAGUAACAAUUAGCAGUGUAGAGGUGGACUAUUUGACGUAAAUAGUGACUAGAAAUGUCUCAUAUUUUAAACGGAUCACCAACUCAUGCAUACUUUUACCAUUUAUUCCUCAUUUAUUUGGAUGCAGCACAUCCAACUGAAUAUGUAUAAAUAAUAGUUAAGAAACUUCAAAAACAUAAACGUAUAAAUCACAUAUUGUCAUUAAGGAGCAUAAUUUUCAUCAGUGGAAUUCUGAAGUGAAAUAAUAUCUGUUGGUUAUUGGAAGAGGAGGGGAUGUCUUUAAAAUCUGGACCACGAAGAUAUGACACCGUGUAUUGGGACUUACAGUAACCUUCAACAAAAUUGGUGCGUGUAUCUAGGAAACGGAAAUAAAAAAAAUCUAGGUUUAGAAUGAAUCAUAACCAGUUUAAAUUUGACUUUCCAAUAGAACAAGUUUUGGAAGAAUGGAAGACACUAGAUGAAAAUGAAGACAUACCGGCUGAAGAUCAAGAGAACGAUAACGAUGAAUCGAAUAUUGUUAGUCAAGAAUCCUUUUUUGCUCCUCACUACAAAGAUGGUAUUGAAUAUUUUUCCAUAAAAAACCCUGAAAAAGUAAAGCAAGAGUGGCUUGAAGCUAGAAAAUUAAUUAUACCACAUAUUCAGAACGUUGUAAAGCAUCUAGUUCGAGAAAAAUUUCAAAAAUGAUUGAAUAUAUGAGAAAUUAUUCUUUCCCUGCAUUUUAAUUUU